AUGCAUCAGGAGAACAGAGGUUCUGCACAGACUACAGAGAAGACGAAUGGGCUGACCAACACAGAAACAAUCCUUGGACACGUGCAGAGCUUUAUUUCUGUCUCAUUUGAAGACUACAACAUUUGGAGAAAUGUAAAAAUGUGUUUUGUUUUGUCACAUGUGCAAUGCAAUAGGCUGGAUUGCAUUUCAAGCUGACACCAUGGAUGAAGCUGUAUGGUGGUUUCCUCGUGCCUCCCGAGGGGCUCUGCAGUAGGAUGCAUGUCUGUGUCUCCAUCUGGACGCUCCCACAGAUGACUUCCCACCUCUGCUUACUCAUCCUGUCCAGCUUGGCAGCCUCAUCCCAACUGGGUUUGGAGGAUGUUUUCUUCAGUCCCCAGGACCAGACCAUCAAAGAAGGAGAAGGAGUUUUCUUCCAGUGUGUGUCAGGGGAAAGUUCACCUCCUGCAAGCAUCACCUGGCUCAAAGAUGGGAUACUGGUCACACGAGGUAGACAAAUUCAGGGUGAGUAUGGAGGUGGUAACCAGAAGAAGACCUCAGGCACUCUGCAUCUUUUCAACGUAACAUUAGAGGAUGAUGGGAUAUACAUUUGUGUCACGCACAGUCCUUUACUGAACAUCAGCAAGAAGAGCAAGCCGGCUAAACUAACUGUGCAGGGGGUUCCUAGAAGACUCCAGAUCAUCCAGGGCCCUGACAACAUGACUGUUGCUAUGGGAACAGAGGUCUCCAUGCACUGUGCUGUUCGUGGCUUCCCUGUUCCCAUGGUGCACUGGUUCAAAGACGGCUGCAUCCUGACGAAUUGCUCGGCCUCGUUCAGCCUCCAGAACAAUGGACAGCUGCUCACAUUCAGGAAUGUGACCAAGGAGGACGAGGGCUCGUAUCACUGUGAAGCAUCCAACCAGGAAGAGUCAAUCAAGUCGCAGCCAGCCUUCCUUCUUCCAGCUGAGAUGGACUGGAAUUUCGUCCAGCAGCCCACAAACCUGACGGUGAAGAGAGGAGAAAAUGUUACAGUCACCUGCAGGCCUCCAUACAGCAGACCAGCAGCUCAGGUGUCCUGGUUCAAAAACAACCAACUUCUCACUCCCACAGCGCAUGUAACUGUGCUGCCCGUAGGAGACCUCUUCUUCCAUAGUGUCCAGGAGUACGACAGUGGGAGCUACUUCUGCAGGGCCUCCAAUAUCCAACUUCAAAGAUUUCUCACCUCUAGAAGAGCAGCCCUAACUGUGCAAGCCCCUCCAUCGGUGAAACUGUGGCCCCAGGUGUUGACAGUGCCUGUGGGUGCUCGGGUGGUGAUGGAGUGUCAGGCGUCAGGUCACCCUCUACCCUCCAUCAGCUGGGUGAAGAGAGGCCACUCCAAGCAGACUGGAGGCAAGAUUGCUUUGGGAUUGAGAAAUGCCACUCUCUACAUCCAGUCAGCCAGGAGCUAUGACGAGGGAGUGUAUGUGUGCGAGGCCUCCAACACACUGGGCCAAAGCCGCAGCACAGCAAUGCUGAGAGUUGCUGUUAGUCCCAUCAUAGUGGCUUUCGGGGGCCAAGAGAACUGCAGGAUCGGGGCUUCAGUAGUCCUGCCGUGCAGGGCUGUAGGGAUUCUGCCCAUCACAUAUACCUGGACUAGGGGCAGAGCAGAGACACAAUCCCCCAUCAGUCCCACUGAAGACAGACACAUUGAUGAAGACGGAGCUCUGCAUAUUUCCAGUGUGCAGUAUUCUGAUGCAGGGGAAUAUUACUGUACUGCUGAGAACCGAGCAGGACGACAUCAGAGACGUACCAUCCUCACUGUCACAGCUGAACAUCAUCCAGCUGAUAGAGGCAAGCAGACAAGACUGGUUUUGUCUGCUAGCACCAAGAGUAGCAAAGAACUGCCAGUUUCCCACUCCAGUGACUCUAUGGCUGAGCAACACCUUGAGACAACACAUCAUCCACAUGUACAGUCACAGCAUAAGGAGGCCACAUGCUUAUCACACUGUGAUGCUACAACAAACAGAGCUACCACAUUUUCUACAUUUUCAAGGAGAGCAGCGGCUGAGCUAAAGAUGCCACCAGGGUCACUUGGUCGUCUUUUACAGCACCACCUGAAUCAGCCAGCAACCAAUCCAACUAGGCUGUUAGUCACUCAGAUGCAGCCUCCUAUGUUACCACCUCCUCCACAUCCGAACUUCCAGUCAGUAUAUCUUCACACCCAGCUGCCAGUGACUAGUGAUCCUCUUUUAAUUUCAAUUAGUGAACGACCAAUAACACACAGCCAGACAUCAGUAGUCCCCAGUGAAGGUUUGGGUACAACCCUUCAGUAUCUACUCACUGAAAGUCAAUCCCAUUUAACAUUAACAUCAUCACGUACACAAUUUCAGCAUCAAGUUAGUGAUGAAUUAUUGAUAGAGGCUGUUUCUCAGAGCUCUAACAGCCGUGCUGUGACUCUAACCAGUCAAAUCACAGAGCCCUUCACUGAGACGUCCAUGUCUCAACCACCGUCAAAGCUUCCAGUGGGUGGACCCUUUCGCUUUCUUAAGUUGGAUUCGUAUACGGCAACUCCAUCACAGAGUCCUGUAACCCAAACUAAAACGAGCCUCUCUGGUUCAGUCAACCAGUCUUCUGCUUCACAAGCUGAAUUGCACCAAUCUGAAACUCAACUUCACCAGCUGAUUACAAAAAGUAAAUUUUACCAAUCCCACUAUGAGCCAACCACAACCCAGAUUUCUCAAAUCAAAGUUAAACACCCAGGUCAACCUCUACAUCAGGAAACACAUCGGCAGCCUUCACCAACCCUCUCACAAAUAUCUCAUUCUGAUCCUCAACAAUCAUUUACUCAACGUCUUUUUCCAAAGUUCCAUUUUGAGCUAUCGACAAUCCAGCAUUAUCUGCCUUCCACACAACCUCUAACGUCUUCAGUCACAAAGCCUCAACAAUCCCAAGUUCACAGUCAACCCUCACCCACACUGCCUAAACCAACUUCAACCAUAUCUACACUUCCUCAAACCCAACCUCAAUCAUCUCCAACACAAUAUCCACUGCUCCACUCACAAGCUCCUCUACCACAGACAGAAACUUUUCCACACCAACACAGAAACCCUCUUAAAAUCCAGCCUUCGAUAUCAACUGUCCAUCCUCCUGAUCAGACCUCCGAUCCUUCAACACUGGACCCUAAGAUUCCUGUUGUUCAUCAGGUCAACACGUCUGAUCAGGUACAGCUAAAUAUUAGUCAGCAAGGUGACCCAGUUCAAUCAGCUAAAUCAACCAAUGACACAGAGCUUACAGAGUUGCUGAAGAGGAACACCUCCCAAUCACCUAUGACCAGCAAUGAUUCAAGAGUAACGCAGCAGUCUCCAUCAUGGCUGCCCGUGCUGGAGAAACAUGACAUCCCCAUCGUGGUGGGAGUGGGUGUGUCUUUGGCCUUCAUCUUUAUCACUGUUACCUUCUAUUCAGUGGUCCAGAAGAAUGAACCUGCACCAACAAGCCGAGCAGAGCCAAUUUACAUGUCCUUGACAGCUCAGAGGAAUCUAGGUGUCCCCAUACGACACGCUGAACGUCGAGCUGCAGGACGUACAUACGAAAACAGAGCUUUUGAAGAUGAUGACUGUGUGGCAGUGAUUGAGCAGAGCCCCAACACAUCAGACACCCGAGCCCGACCUCCAGGACCGAGCCUGGUCACGGUGCAGAUGGAGCCCACAUUUGAGGAUCUUCAAGAGGACACACAACCUGCUCUGGACAACCACUCAGUCACUGUAGAGACGUAUCCUGAGCCCAUUCUUGACACAAAGAUUGAUCCUUCUCUGGAGGAGGAGAAUGGCUGCAGUUUGUCCCAGCCCAGCAUCCAGCUGCAGUGUGCUGAGGACUGGACCAGUAACAGAGGAGACAACCGCAGCCCAUGCCAGGAUGCUUUGCCUCCUCCAUCAUCCUUACCCUCCCGUUCACCUUCCCCCUCUCCACCAUCCAGACUUGAGGAGGGCCUGCACUCCUCAUUAACCCUGCAAAGUGCUGAGGCAUGUGUGGCACCCAUCCACCACAGCCUCAGCAUCUCACAUGGCAACCCUCCCCUGCUUCUUUCUCACCACGUUUCCUUGGGCCUCACUACAGUCGCAGUGGAUGUCCACUUUUACCCAGCAGCGACUGCUUCGAUGGCUGUAAGCACUAGCACUCAUAUCAAUUCAGUCUCAAAUUCCACUUCAGUGGCUGCACCUCUGUUCAGUCCCCCAUUAGUUAACAGUCAGGAGAAUGAUCAAUCGGCUGCCAGAUUUCAUAAGUAGCUACAGAUUAAGGCAUCAAGUCCAAGACAUCCUCAUGUGAUCAACCAUCUCCUACUGUAACUACACCACUAUAGCCAUGAUGGGGAAAAUGUCCCUCAUAAAGUGGUAUAAUGUGAGAAAGAUUAUUUAAAUGAACAUUAACAUUUUGGGAAGUAUGCUUAUUCACUUUCUUGCUGAGAGAUAGAUGAGAAGUCACAGUGAAAUAGCACAGAGUUUCAAAAGCAUCUUUAUCUUCAGACAUUUUUCUGAACUAAAAUUAUUUUCUAAUUAAUACAUUAGACCUCAACAACAUUCUUUAGAAAUGCAAACAAAGUGUACAAACUGUAAUCCAAACACACCUACUCUGAUAUUGCGCUGCCAACUACUGUGAUCCACAAGCUAACAGUCAAUGUGGUUUUAUAUGACAGAGGAGGUUAGCUAGUCAUUCCAAAACACAUUUUAUCUUAUAAAUGUAUGUAUAUGCACCCCAGUUCAAGAUAAGUCAUCAAAAAUGUUUAUUAAUUUUACAGGAGAAAAGAGGGAGUUUAAUUAAAAAAAAAUUAAUAAAAUAUUUUUUUCUUUUUACAAUUGGCAUAUAAUAUCUGAACAAUUAGUACAGGGACACAGGAUUAGAACUUGGAAAAUGUAUUUUUUAUUUUCCUGUGUCUUCAAUUAUAGUGCUAGAGCCAGGAGGCAAUUAGCUUACCUUAGCAUAAAGACUAGAGUCAAGGGAAAACAGCUAGCCUGGUUCCGUCAAAGUUCAAUAUACACUUACCAACUCAUCUUAAACUCACUAAUAAACAUUUGUUGAAUCUGUACAGAAAUGUAAAACCGACAACGUGUGGUUUCAGAGGGAAUCGUAGUGUAACAAUUUCUUGAGCGAAUAACAAACAGUUUAUCCGUUCAUCUAGCACAGGUGUGCACCACUGCUCUCGACUGUUCAACAAGAAACAAUUAAUUAGUAAUUAAAUUACAAAACUCCCCGUAAAAUAACAACUACUGUUAAUUACUGAGUUUUAGAGGUGCUGGUGGCAUAUUUUUGAACUUUGAACAGAGCCAGGCUAGCUCUUAUCGCCUUUCAGUCUGUAUGCUAAGCUAAAAUAACCACCUCCUGGCUUCAGCUUCAUACUUAACAGUGACCUUCUCAUCUAACUCCUAGCAAGAAGGCGAAUAAGCAUGUUUCCCGAAAUGCUGAACUAUUCUAUAAAUAAUUCAAACUAUGGGGCUAACAUUCUGUAUUAGCAUCCACAUAUUUUUGUAAAUGUGUAUUUCAUAGCUUUAGCACAGCACUUUCUGUAUUACUCCCUGUGGUUACAUUAAUUACUCUCAUGUUACAGUUUGACUGUAGUACAGGCUACUUCUGAAUACAACUAGUAGUCUUGCUUUCUACUUUAUUUUACUUUUUGGGUUUCUUUAUUUUACUACUGAAACAUGAAAGAGAAAAUGUACAUGUGUAGUAUUAAAUUUAUUAUUACUUAUAUAGGAAUCAUGUUUCACUGUGAUGCAUAUUGUGUUAUUUGUUAUGGGCUAGUUCAAGUACAUUAAGACUUCAAUGUGUUGUACAGUAUUUGACUUUAGUGAAACAGCCAAGGACAUUUUACUUUGUCACAAAAUAUUGCAUUUUUUAUAAUUUUUAUGUGCAUGCCGUGUUUCAGUGACAUCCUCAUUCUCUCAUAUCAAGCUACUUGACUGUUAACACCUUUUUUGAAACCAAAGGAAAGUAAGCGGGGCUGUAUCAAUAAAAAUUUAGACAAUA
Molecule: messenger RNA, 5973 nt
Organism: Siniperca chuatsi (mandarin fish)
Lineage: Eukaryota; Metazoa; Chordata; Actinopteri; Centrarchiformes; Sinipercidae
Product: titin
Exons: 20
Coding region: 204-4238 (1344 amino acids)
Biological process (GO): axon guidance; cell adhesion
Cellular component (GO): plasma membrane
Molecular function (GO): protein binding
Source: RefSeq, a predicted model, not a curated record